AUGUCCCGGCAUCUUCAGUCGAACGUGUGGUCGGACUGUGCCUACAGCCUGGAGAAUGUGAAAUCCGGCCGCUGGCACCUCGGGUCCUCCGGCUCCUGGGGCCGCUCGGAAGGAGUCUGGAAGGACAUUAUGACGGUCACCAAGGCCAAGCAGGUUUGCUUCAUCCAGCGAGUCCACUUUUAUUUCCAGAUCAAGCGCCGCCAGGUCAGGGCGGCUGUGCAUGCACGCAUGAAUCAGGAGACGUGGGACUCCACUCUUGAAGGUGUGUGCUUCCUGGUGUGGGUGCUGGAUGCCAUGAAGACUGCCACCACGGAUGACGGUGCCGCCCCGCUUUUCACGAAGGAACUCCUCCGAAGUGCCUUCCAGAAAGUUCUGGAAGGGGACUACACUACGGAGGCGGACAAGCACUGCCUCCUCAAGCUCCCGGACGUGAAGCCCCAGGAUUGUGCCAUUUGGGCAGACCACAUGCCCAAAGACCCGGCUGCCAACUCGCUCAAGGACUGCCAGGAGCAGUUCUUGAAGCUUGACCAGGAGUCGAUUCAGAAGACCUUCGAGGCCGACUGCUACAAGCUGGCUUGGGAUCUGUCUGCAUUCGCAAGCCACCUGGCUUCCCUUUGCCAAAGCAGACGAAGCGCCCAGUUGGCGAAAGUCUGCCACGUCCGGGCCGAGAUGAAACGAGGGUCCAACGCAGUCGUGAACUUCAUUGAGAGGAACAACUACCACGAGACUGCGCUUUUCAAGGACAGCACUGUCUGUGAAAACAUCAAGAAGGCCAGGAUGGCCGGCAUCCUUAUCGUGCCGGUGCUAGCUUCUUCGAGAGUUGGCAACGGCAUCCGAGGUGAGAUUCGGCGCCUGGAAGACAAGCUGGACGCAAAGUUCUUGGAUAAUGUCUCUGUGAAUGUUCGAAUGGGCGAACCCCACAACAACAAGAGACAUGCCCUCCUGUACCCGGCCCUGGUGUGCUGGGCUUCAGGUGGCUCAGAAAACAUCUUUGAGACCUCCAAGCUGGUUGUGGACAGGUGCAACCGCGAGCCAGUGGAGUGGAUGCUGGAACGGGACUAUAAGGUCCCGACCAUCGGCAAGGGUGCCACGCCGAGCACCCGGGAGGACCUGGACAGGUCCCAUUCGGAAGCCCAGGAGGCUGCCCAGCAUCUGGGCGGAUUGCACAUGCCAAAGGACGCCCACGGCCUGGACAACAACAGCAAGAUCUGUUGCGUCAACCUGAGGCCCUAUGAGGGUGCCUUGGAGAAGGCCUGUCUUCAGUCGGCUCACCACAAUGGGCCCAGGAUUCUUUCCUACUCCGUUGGCGAAGACCACACGGUGGUGAAGUACUCCGAAAGAUUGCUCGCACAGUACUUGUUGGAGGACUGGAAGGCGGGGAACAACUUCAUCGGGGCACCAGCCUUCCAGCCGGAUCCGCCGGCACCCGGCCCCGAAGGCACUACCGAGCCUACCUUCAACCUCUGCUCCCUGGCCCAGAACUCCGACGGCACCCCGGCCCUCGCUUUGCCCCCCGGCAUCCGCUCAAAGUGGUCGGAGGACUCAGCACGCAAGGAUGAUUGGGACAAGCUCUUGAGCAAGUUCGAUGCAUCGGCCCACACGACUACCGCAGCAUCCAGUGCAGCCCCUUCGAGUUCCACUUCCGACAAAACAGGGGCCAUUGUGCAGGGCAGCAGUGAGGCAUGGAACUCCGAGCCCCGAACCCUUGAUGAUCUCGAAGCUCGGUACGACACCUUGCACACCUUCCCGGGCCGGAAUGCGAACACGGUGCUCAAGAUUGUGCCGGCAAGCGAGAAGGGCCAGGAGACUGCUAAGUUGGUCUGCGAUGGCCAGCAGCACAAGCUGUUCAUGGUUUCGGGCUCAGAGAUCCCUCAUUCUGCUAGCAGAGUAUCAUCAAAAGUCUGUUGUGUGUUAAAUGGUUCUGAUCUAGCGACGACUACUACUCUCAGCUAA
This is a messenger RNA of Symbiodinium sp. CCMP2456, 1953 nucleotides long. NCBI's taxonomy places the organism in Eukaryota, Dinophyceae, Suessiales, Symbiodiniaceae. The record is from the annotation of a GenBank genome assembly.